Molecule: messenger RNA, 1146 nt
Organism: Fulvia fulva
Lineage: Eukaryota; Fungi; Ascomycota; Dothideomycetes; Mycosphaerellales; Mycosphaerellaceae
Exons: 5
Coding region: 1-1146 (381 amino acids)
Source: RefSeq, a predicted model, not a curated record
AUGCUGCUCAGCAACAUCGCCCUGUUGCUGGGGUCAUCCCUCAUCAAUGUGAGAGGCGCGCUGCUACCUACUGACCUCAAGGUCCCUCAGCCAAGCGUCUGUGGCCUCCAGGAGCUCUUCUGCUACCACACCGGAACGCCAGCCAGAAACGCGACUCGAAUGGAAGCCGCAAUCGACUACGCCUGCUCCGCAUGGGACGGCCACCAGUUCCCUAAAUCUGAAGGCAAGGAGGGCGUCUCGGAGUACUACUCUCCUCGCACUAACGAGUCCACCGUCUCAAUGGUGGUGCGCAAGACCGGCAGAUUCAACUCGCUAUGCGGCUACAAGGUCCUCAAGGAGACCUGCACAUACUGGCUCAGUAAGCCAUUCGAGUGUCCGAGCCAACAGGGCGGCAACGUCACCGACCUAUGGUGCGGAUUAGAGUGGACGAUCGAUCCAGAUGGCCGCACCCUUGAGGACCUCAGCAAAGGCACAGUCCAGAAGAUGAACUGCUCUGGAAGCUCCGUCAACGGAAGCGCUGUCGUCGCUCACGACGCUACUACGCCCGACCGCGCUGUCAGUGGCAGUAGUGUGACGUUCUACGACGGACCUCCUCUCGAGAGGCGCCAGGAUAUCCCAGACGCCGACAGCGCUGCGUUCUCCACAACUGAUUUCAACGAGGCGAGAUGUUAUGACUCUGGUCACACAUGGACGGCGGAGUGGAUGGUCAAAGGCGCAGACAAGUUCUGCACCUGGGCUAACGCCGAGCCAGUUCAAGGAGGUGGUUAUCUCAACUACACCCAUCACGUUUGCGCCAAUGGCAAAGACUAUAGACAGUGGUUCUCGUUUGAGAACCCAGAUCCCAAGGUGUUCACGCUUAGCUAUGCUGCCUGUCGAAUCUACACUCAACCAUUCAUCGACGACUGCGAUCACACAGACGAUGCACACAAAUCUGUCAAGCAAGGUGGAUGGGGCGUUAGAAGCGCCGGCAUGAAUGGCUACGUCGUCGUUGACGGCGAUCCAGACGUGCACAACGCUGGCAAGGCUGAGGCGGCUCUUGGCAACUGCAACGACGAGUCCUGGGUCAAAUCCCUCUCGAACUACUACGCCAGCGACGAGCUCUCGCAGGAAGACAUGAAGUUCGCCGCCACCCAUGGCAAGCAGUAG